AUGACUCAUAACACUAAUAGUAGGGGUGACCAAUCCAAUAGAUCUUACAGGCAAACCAUUGACAACCAAUGGGUAGAUGAUGAAUUUGAUCAAUUUGAUGACGAACAGGAUGACUAUUUGUUCGGAGAAAGGCCAGUGGAUGCUGAAGAACGUGAAGCUGAUUUGGAAGCUGAUGACCUAUUCGAUGACCAAGAGGAAACAGGUUUCGUAAUAGGACAGAGGGAUGCUGAAAGGGAAAUAGAAGGUUUUUCCAAAUUGGGGAUUCACAACGUUGAUGAAUAUGACCCGGAUAUGUUGGACGAUGAAGACAGUUAUGAAGAUGAUCCCAAAGCACGAAGAGCUGCGGAGAGACGCAUGAUAUUCGAGUCUAGAUACAAGUCUAAAGUGGAUGCUGUGACAAAAAGUAGCUAUAGGAAUAUUUGGCGUAAAAUUAUAGAAGCGGAAGGGUCUGAUGACGAAACAAGUGUUUUCCAACGUAUUACUGAGAGGGUUGCUAAAAGAAGAGGGAAUUUGUCACACGUAAUCACGGAAGAGGAAAUACCCGACUUAUCACUGUUAGAAUCUGCCAAGAACAUUUUACAAGCUCCGCCAAACGAGGUUGUGAUUGAUGAACAAUACCAACAGGCUGCGAUUACAUGUUUCAGAUAUUUCAUACACAAGUUUGAUCAGGGUGAUGGUCAAAACAAAGAUAGACCCAAGUAUUAUGUGGAUAAGAUACUUAAGAUGAUUAGGGAUGAUAAGACGAUAUUAAAAAUAUCAGCUCAGCAUUUGAUGCAGUUUCAUUGUGAGCAGAUGUUGAUUUGGUUGGAAUUACGGCCCAACGACAUCCUUCCUGUGCUACACGAUUGUCUAACUAUUGAAGCCCAUAGAUUAUCUCCAGAUUUAUAUUCUGGUCGUGAAUGUAGAGUUGCUUUCUAUGACUGGCCUUUCAGGACCCAUCUAAGGAAUCUUAGGUGUAGCGAAUUGAACACAAUGGUCAAAGUUACAGGUGUUGUUAUCAGGAGAGGAGCCGUGCUGCCCAAACUGAGGGUUAUGUAUCUAAAAUGCGCGACUUGUGACCAUUCUCUCAAUGAUAUGCCCAUAUUCUUUCAUGAAUCCCAAGAACCAAUCAUGCCCAAACGCUGUCCAUUUUGCCAAUCAGUAGGUUUUAUAGUGGAUAGGAUCAAAACGGCAUAUACAGACUACCAAAAGCUGACUAUACAAGAAUCACCUAACUCGGUACCCGCUGGUCGAGCGCCUAGGCAGCGACAAGUGAUACUUAUUGGUGAACUCGUUGAUGCGGUAAAACCUGGCGAACUUGUUGACAUUUUAGGCAUCUAUAAAUCUAGAUAUGACUUAGGUCUCAACAUUAAACAUGGAUUUCCACUUCUCCAAGUGGAAUUGGAAGCGAAUAAUGCAGAGCGUGUCGAAUACACGCGAUCAUUUGAUAUUACGCAUGAUGAUAUAAAGGCCAUUAAGGCCUUGGCAAAGGAUCCGUAUAUAAGGGAGAGGUUGAUAGCAUCAAUCUCACCCGCGCUUUGGGGUCAUAAAAGCGCUAAAUCUGCUGUAUGUUAUGCACUUUUCGGUGGUGUCCCCAAAGGUAGAUCUGAACAGUCGAAUAUAUUCAAUAAAGAUAUACCAAAUUAUGAGUACAAUGUAUCAAACAGUGGGCAUGUAAUAAGGGGUGAUAUAAACGUAUUACUACUGGGAGAUCCUGGGCUAGGUAAAUCCCAAUUAUUGCAAUUUGUCCAGAAAACAGGAUUGCGCACAAUUUAUACAACUGGUAAAGGGGCAUCUAGUGUUGGUUUGACUGCAGGUGUUAGACGAGAUCCUGCCACUGGAGAAUGGUCAUUGGAAGGUGGUGCUCUAGUUUUGGCUGAUGAGGGAAUUUGCAUUAUUGACGAAUUUGACAAGAUGACUGACCGAGAUCGUGUUAGUAUUCAUGAGGCUAUGGAACAGCAAUCAAUUAGUAUCUCUAAGGCAGGUAUUGUAGCCACUCUAAGGGCAAGAUGCUCGGUGAUCGCUGCGGCAAACCCCAAAUUUGGAAGGUAUGAACCGUCACUAUUGUUCAAGGAAAACGUGGAUCUUUCAGAUCCAAUCCUUUCCCGAUUUGACUUGAUUAUCGUGAUGAGAGACGUGCCAAAUAUUGACGAGGAUUAUUUCCUCUCCGAAUAUGUGGUCACUAAUCAUCAAAUGAAUCAUCCCAGAAUUGAAAAUGUUCAAAAUUACCAAGAAAGGCUUGAAUUUCUGAGAUCUACAAUUUUGGCUGCCACUGCUUGCAAUCCAAUUGAUCAGAAUUUACUGCCAAAGUAUAUUUAUUAUGCCAGAACCCACUGCUUCCCCAAGAUAAACGAGGAGCAUUAUGCAGAGAUCGGUGCCCAAUUAUCAUCAUUUUAUAGCAGAAUCAGACAGAAGACCAACUAUUCCGGUGGUUAUCCCCUAACUUUGAGGCAUAUUGAAAGCAUCAUUCGCUUGUCAGAGGCCAAUGCAAGGAUGCGAUUGAGUAAUUCUAUCACCCCCUUGGACAUUGAGUAUGCCAUUGCUAUGCUGCUGGAGUCGUACAUAAGCAGCCACAAAUUUAGUGUAUCAACAAUGUUAUCAAAGGAAUUCUCGCGCUAUCGCGUAUUAUUCAGAGGCAGAGAUGAUGUUUUGGCACAAAUUUUAAGGCGAUGCAUCCAGCAAAAUCUACAGAGGCACAGUAUUCGUAGCAUCAGUAGAAGUUCCGAUAGUGGUGACAGCAUUGAUGCAAAAAGGACAUAUUUACCCGUGACAUUGUUCAAAAUGAUGGCUCGCCAAAAUAGAUUCACUGAAGAACAUGUGGACAAGUGGAUGACCUCCAAAAUGUUCCUGAGUAAUUACAAAAUUAUUGAUCACAAUAACAAUCAUUUCAUCGUCAGCAAUAACUUCACGGAACCGGCACACUAG
Messenger RNA from Babesia microti strain RI, 2904 nucleotides. RefSeq names its product minichromosome maintenance protein 2. Gene Ontology annotation, cellular component: MCM complex; nucleus. Gene Ontology annotation, biological process: mitotic DNA replication initiation; double-strand break repair via break-induced replication. The record is from RefSeq and is a predicted model, not a curated record. The transcript has 10 exons. Lineage: Eukaryota; Apicomplexa; Aconoidasida; Piroplasmida; Babesiidae. Bases 1 to 2904 code for a protein of 967 amino acids. Gene Ontology annotation, molecular function: ATP binding; ATP hydrolysis activity; single-stranded DNA binding.